This is a messenger RNA of Tripterygium wilfordii, 720 nucleotides long. RefSeq names its product ubiquitin-like-specific protease 1A. The transcript has 4 exons. Lineage: Eukaryota; Viridiplantae; Streptophyta; Magnoliopsida; Celastrales; Celastraceae. Gene Ontology annotation, biological process: proteolysis. Gene Ontology annotation, molecular function: cysteine-type peptidase activity. The coding region runs from base 1 to 720 and encodes 239 amino acids. The record is from RefSeq and is a predicted model, not a curated record.
AUGAAAGACAAUACACUUGAAAGUAAGUUGAUAAGUUGGGAGCCAUGUCAAGUAGACAAGAAUUGGUUUGUGGAUGCCAUCAGACCAGAAACCUGGUUAUCGGACAAGCACCUUGAUGUGGCAAUGUACCAUAUUCGUAGAAGGAUUGCCAAUAACCCUGAAGUUUUUAAGAAGAAGUCUGCAGUGCUCGACAGUUUUUUCUUUGUCCGGGUUACGCAAGCUUUCAUACUUUUCAAUGAAAGCAAGGAUUGUUCUUGGGACAAUGAUAAUCUGAUUUUGGACUAUGUAAUAGGAGAAAGUCCAGUGAAAUCUGUGUCUUGGUCUAACGUAGACUACGUUUACUUCCCUGCCAACUUCAACAAUACACAUUGGGUGGCUGUAGAGAUGAUCUUGGGGGAAAGACAAAUUAACGUGUAUGACUCGCUUACAAGCUGCACAAAAAUUCCAAAAUUUAAUGAAUUAAUGCAGCCCUUGAAGUUGAUGAUGCCAUACAUAUUAAGAGCAGCUGCGUUAAAUGAUGAAAAUCUCUCUUCCUGGAAACUUAAAAGGGUAACGUCCUGCCCUCAGCAAAAUAAUGGAGGAGAUUGUGGCAUGUUCACCAUCAAGUUCAUUGAAGUAUUAACUGCAAGCAUGCCAGUUAGUCUAAUAACUCAAGAGGACAUGGUAUUCUACAGGAAAAAGUUCACUAUGGAGGCAUGGGGUGGAGAAUUUUUAAUGUAA